AUGUUUGAAAUAUUAGAGGCCGAUAUAGUAGUUUUCCAAGAGACCAAGAUUCAACGGAAAGACCUCCGAGAUGACAUGGUCCUAGUCCCAGGCUGGGAUUGCUAUUUCAGUCUCCCCCGGGUCAAGAAAGGCUAUUCCGGGGUUGUUAUCUACACCCGCAAUUCGACAUGUGCCCCAAUCCGUGCUGAGGAGGGUCUCACUGGAGUACUCUGCCCUCCAAAUUCAUCCACCCCCUUCCGGGAUCUACCGGAAGAUCAGCAAAUCGGUGGCUAUCCGGCAAUCGAGCAAUUGUCACAGCUCGAGCUUGAUGCAGCCACCCUUGACUCUGAGGGUAGAUGUGUCAUACUGGAGUUCCCGGCGUUUGUCCUGCUGGGGCUAUAUUGUCCUGCGAAUCGAGAUGAAAGUCGCGACUCGUUUCGCCAGAGUUUUCUCGACCUAAUGGAUACUCGUUUGCGAAAUCUAGUUGCUAUGGGAAAGCGGGUGGUGGUUACGGGUGACCUCAACAUAUCGGCCAGAGAGAUUGAUCAAGCGCCCGCGGCGGAAGCCAUUCGAAAAGGCACACUGACUGAAGAUGACUUUGUGUCAGCGCCGGCGCGACGUUUAUUCAAUCAGCUCUUGUUUGAAGGAAAGGUGCUGGGGCAGCGUGAUGAGGGACGAGAGCAACCCGUCCUCCAUGAUAUUUGUCGGAUGUUCCACCCUGACCGCAAGGGAAUGUAUACAUGCUGGGAACAACGAAUCAAUGCGCGCCCCGGUAAUUACGGCUCGAGGAUAGAUUACGUACUUUGCAGCUUGGACAUGCGAGAUUGGAUAGAGGAUUCAAACAUCCAAGAGGGCCUUAUGGGAUCCGAUCACUGCCCGGUAUAUGCAAUUUUCAAAGACGUCGUGCCACUCGACGGCAAACCCGUCAACAUUCGAGACAUUAUGAAUCCUCCCGGUGUGUUCGCUAAUGGCGAACGCAAACAAGAAUAUACGACAAAGCUAAUUCUACCCACUUCCGGCCGCUUGAUACCCGAAUUCGAUAAGCGGAGAAGCAUCAAAGAUAUGUUUUCUCGCAAGCCCUCCGCCACAGCCACGAAAGGGAACACCAUUGCAACCGAACCAUCUCCAUCUGGACCACAACAGGCCAAUGCUGCCAAUGUGUGUCCUCCGGAGGAGAAGCCUGCUCUAACCCCAACUCCCAGCGGCCCCCAACCUGCCCAGGGAGGUGCGCGCAAAAGGUCCCAAAGAAGCGAACCUAUUCCUCCCGUCAAACGUUCGAAAUCAACUCCCACCCCAAUACAAGGGGCCCUUGGUGGGCAAAAGUCUCUCAAGGGGUUCUUUAAGCCCAAAGUAUCUGUCACAGAACAGGACAAAGUGGGACCUAGUCGAGGAUCAGAUUCGCCCGGGUUGAUUCCGGAUCCAUUGCCAGAGACUUCUUCAAAUGAACCCGAUAACUCCGCGGAUGCACAAAGCGCGAACAAGAUCGAAGGUAACCCCGACAGUCCGCGUAAGGGUCAACCUGCAGCUCCAUCCUCGCAGGAAAAUGAAACGUUCAUUGAUCCUAUCGUGAGCAAGGAGGAUUGGUCAAAGUUAUUUAGCAAGAAGAAGGCUGCACCCAAAUGCGAAGGCCACCAGGAACCAUGCAUCAGCUUGACGACCAAAAAACCGGGGGUCAAUUGCGGCCGAUCCUUUUGGAUCUGUCCAAGGCCUCUGGGACCCAGCGGGAAUAAAGAGAAAGGAACUCAAUGGCGUUGUUCCACGUUUAUAUGGGCCAGUGAUUGGAACACUCGGACUGAAUAA
Messenger RNA from Aspergillus terreus NIH2624, 1779 nucleotides. RefSeq names its product DNA-(apurinic or apyrimidinic site) lyase APN2. Gene Ontology annotation, molecular function: double-stranded DNA 3'-5' DNA exonuclease activity; DNA-(apurinic or apyrimidinic site) endonuclease activity; phosphoric diester hydrolase activity. The record is from RefSeq and is a predicted model, not a curated record. Bases 1 to 1779 code for a protein of 592 amino acids. Gene Ontology annotation, cellular component: nucleus. Gene Ontology annotation, biological process: base-excision repair. The transcript is spliced from 3 exons. NCBI's taxonomy places the organism in Eukaryota, Fungi, Ascomycota, Eurotiomycetes, Eurotiales, Aspergillaceae.